Molecule: messenger RNA, 681 nt
Organism: Zingiber officinale
Lineage: Eukaryota; Viridiplantae; Streptophyta; Magnoliopsida; Zingiberales; Zingiberaceae
Exons: 5
Coding region: 1-681 (226 amino acids)
Biological process (GO): abaxial cell fate specification; regulation of DNA-templated transcription
Cellular component (GO): nucleus
Molecular function (GO): transcription cis-regulatory region binding
Source: RefSeq, a predicted model, not a curated record
AUGUCGUCGUCCCAUGAAGGAGAAGUUUCUCUUGAUCUCUCCCUUCAAAUUGGCCCUCCAACCACUGAUGAUCUCGCUCUCUCCGACAUAAGCAUGUUUCAGAGGCCUCGAGAAGCACACCAGAUCACUUCUCCCAGCAAUAUUGUAUGCCUGGUGAACCCCUACUUCCGCCCAUCGCCGAUGCAGCUGCCGGCGUGGAGCAUAAACCACCACCGCCGGCAUGAUCACCAUCUCGAACUUCAGGUGCAGAAUUACCGAAACGCCAUGGUGAGAUCGAGACUCAUGGCGUUCGAGUAUCCGACAAUGAAGCAGAGCGCGAGAGCACCGAGGAUGCGAUGGACCAGCAGCCUUCAUGCGCACUUUGUCAAUGCUGUUCACCUCCUCGGCGGCCAUGAGAAAGCUACGCCAAAGUCAAUUUUAGAGCUGAUGGAUGUGAAAGGUCUCACUCUUGCCCAUGUCAAGAGCCACUUACAGAUGUAUAGAGCUCUUAACUCUAGCGACAAACCUACAGCUUCAACAGGAUCCAGCUUCAAUUCAGUUCAGACUCUGAGGAUCGUUGUAGAUCAAAUGGCUCAAAUUCUUUUUCGUGUGAUGGUCAGGAAAGGAAAGAUUCAAGCUUGGAAUUCACCUUGGGAAGAUCAGGCUGGCAAUCCACAUUGUAGUGGAACAAGAUUGAAGUAA